GCUGUUUCUCUUUGACUCGGAGUCUGCGGGUAAAGAAGUGCGGAACAAACUCUGGGUUUUUCUCGCCUGCUCAAACACACCUGAUCUGAUCGUCUCGAUGGAUUAGUGGAGACCACGCUUGCCCAUACAUGGAGUGUGUGUGUUUGUGGCUAGUGUGUGUGUGCGUCCUGAAUGUCCUGAGUGUCAGUGCUCACAGCGGACCGGACAAGGGUGAGCACCCCCACCACCUGGACCAGCAACAUCACCAUUCCAACGCUAACGCCAACUCAGAUCUGUGCACCAUCGACCAGCAGCUCUGUCAAGAUGAAAACGCCCUGCUGAGUUUUGAGGCCAUCUGCAGCAUCCACAAACUGAUGGACGACGAUGCAGACGGCACGGUGGACGCGACCGAGACGGACGAGUUUAUGCGGCAGGAUCUCAAGUAUCACGACCCGAAAGCCAAGCACAGCAGCUUCCACCGUGUGGACCUGCACAUUAGCGUGGAGGACAUGUGGGACGCGUGGAAGACCUCAGAAGUGUACAACUGGACACACGAGCAGGUAGACGAGUGGCUGCAGCUCAGCGUCGAGCUUCCUCAAUAUGCAGAAACCUUCCGCAAACACGGGCUGGAUGGCAAGGCGUUACCGAGGCUGGCAGUGAAGAACACCACCUUGACCGUGUCCCUGUUGAAGAUCUUGGACCGGAGUCAUGCCCAGAAACUGCAGCUGAAGGCUCUAGAUACAGUACUGUUUGGACCACCACCAGGUCGACAAAACCGUUGGAAGGACCUGGUUCUGGGCGUGUCCAUCCUGGCAGCGCUGGGCGGAUGCUGGUUCGCGUACGUCCAGACGAGGAGGUCCAGGGACGACCUGGGCAAGCUGAUGAAGGACCUGGAGGGUCUUCAGAAGGCUGAGCAGAGUCUGCUGGACCUGCAGGAGAAGCUGCAGAAGGCUCAGGAGGAGCAACGGUGCGUUCAGGUGGAGAAGGUUAAGGUAGAAGAGGAGCUGAGGAGCGAGAUCAACACGGCCAAGCAGGAAGCUCAGCGUCUCCGAGAGCUGCGGGAGGGCACUGAGAACGAGAGGAGUCGUCAGAAGUACGCCGAGGAGGAACUAGAGCAAGUGAGGACGGCGCUGAAGAAGGCAGAGAGGGAGCUGGAAUCGCGGGCUCGCUGGACGCCACCGGAAGCUCUGCAGACGUGGCUGCAGCUGACACACGAGGUGGAAGUGCAGUACUACAACAUCAAAAAGCAGAGCGCAGAGAGGCAGCUGCUCCAAGCCAGAGAAGGGGCCGAGAAGAUCAAAAAGAAGAGGAGUUCUCUAUUUGGGACCUUCCAUGUGGCUCACAGCUCCUCCUUAGAUGAUGUCGACCACAAGAUCCUCUCUGCCAAACAAGCCCUGGCCGAGGUGACGGCUGCCCUGCGAGAAAAGCUGCAUCGCUGGCAGCAGAUCGAGUCCCUCACUGGCUUCUGUUUAGUCACCAACCCGGGUCUUGGGGCGCUGGCCGCCGCCCUCAACCUGGACCCGUCCUUCCUGGGCCUGCGACCCUCGACCCCGCAGCAUCUCUUGCUGUCGGAUGACCUCGAUGACAUGGACGAGGACAUCCUGUCGCCUGGAACGCUGCAAUACGCAGCCUGGCAGAUGGAUCGACGAGUCAGUGACCUUUGGCCUUUGAGCGGCAUUGCAGACAACCAAUCGCCAUGGAAACUCUCUGUUCAGAGUCUGAUGCCCCUGCAGCAAAGGAUGGGAGACCCGGCUAUGAUGUUCAACUCUCAGAGGUUGGUAGAUGGGAGGGGCCCGCGUCAACAGGAAGGGUGCGGCCUAAUUACCUGCCCUCCCAGGGGCCCUCGGCAGACACGCAGUCGCUCCAUUGGCCACCUGGAAUUCCUCCCAGUACCCAGCACCCCUCUCUCCUCCUCGCUCUCACACCCCUGCAUCUCCCCGGCCUGUGCCGCUUCUCCUCCUCGCGCUCCCGUACUUUCACUCUGUUGUCCUCCUGUCUCCAAAUCCUCCUACAUGGAGGGAACCACUUGCUUUUCUGCUCUGCUCCUCAAGUCCUCUUACUCUCUGGAGGCGCAUGCGGGGGGGACUGUGAUGAACCGAAGGCAGCGUUGUCGAUCCGGCAGCUCUGGAGACAUAAUGGACCGCUCAGACUCUGACUCCGCCCUCCCGCUCUCUCACAGCGAAUCCAGGAGCAUGUACGGCUCCAAGCCCUUCCUACUUCCAUCUAGGAUCCACCCCCUGCAGGGUCAAACCCCCAGAUUUAGAGGAGGGGGAGGCCUGGAGAAAAGCUCAAGCCUGGGAGAGCUGAGGGGCACCUCCGCCGCCUUCCUCUCCUCCUCCUGCUCCACCCGCUCCCUCUGCAUCACGCCCGACAGCACCGACGGCCCCAUCCUCUGCUCCUCGCUUCCAGGCUCAUCUAGCGCAGGGACGGGCAUCCAAACUCCCUCUAGGUGGAGCCCCGUGGAGGAGGAGGAUGGGCGCGACGAGGGCGAGUCGUCGGGCGGACGCAGGAGAAACGCCUUCAAUAAAAUUUUUAAGAAAAAAAAGUGACAUCACUGAAGACACGCUCAUAUUUUUGCCUUUUGGACGAUGGGAUAACUUCAUUUGUUUGACUUAUGGACAAAAACACAACAGCCCAGUAGAACAAUAAAAAGAAGUACACAUUGGACUUCAGCCUAAAUUUGUUGGACAAAAAAAAAGUCAACCACUCAACUUCAGGUUCGGUGAUGCCACCACAGACGGGUACUUGUGGUGUACCAGAGGAAAAAUGCAAUGAUAACCAUAGAAAAAGACCUACUGCAAAACAGGAAAGGCUAGCAUCAAUUUUACUUCGAGUACAUUUUCACUCUCUGUGUCUGUUGGGUAUCCUUAACGGUGAGAAGUUAGCAUGUUUCUUAUCUGUACAGCUAAAGGUUUAUGAUGGCUACAGUUUGACCCCGGAACAGAUAAAUUCACUUUACAUUAUGUCCUAUGGGAAUGUACUCUAUUUUGAGCAACCAGCAUCACAGGACUUUGGAGUUUCCAGUAGCCUGCUUUGAUUUAUUUCAUAGGAUGAAUGGACUGAAAACCAGGAGGCCAUGUUUGGUAUUUUGGACUGUCUUUGUUUUUUUUUUCCCCACUCAGAAGAGAAGUGAGAUCAAUCAUCCAAAUUAAGUUUCCACAGUUUGAUGUUGACGAAACACACACACGCACACACACACCAAAUCAUCCGUUUUGUGUGCAUGUCUAAGGCAGGGUGUGAAGCUGAAAUGUUACUUGAUUUAAUAGUAACAAAAAAAUGAAAUAUAUUUAUUGUUUGUAAAGAAAAACUGCUUAUUCUGUACCCCGAAAUUCCAUCCACGUGUCUAUUUUAAUGAUUAGAGUAUUUAAAGUGUUUAUUAUUAAAUAACUGACUUUAUCUUUGGUUUGCGGUUUGUUUGCUGAAA
Molecule: messenger RNA, 3403 nt
Organism: Doryrhamphus excisus (bluestripe pipefish)
Lineage: Eukaryota; Metazoa; Chordata; Actinopteri; Syngnathiformes; Syngnathidae
Product: stromal interaction molecule 1-like
Biological process (GO): intracellular calcium ion homeostasis; store-operated calcium entry; activation of store-operated calcium channel activity
Cellular component (GO): endoplasmic reticulum; plasma membrane
Molecular function (GO): calcium ion binding; calcium channel regulator activity; protein binding
Source: RefSeq, a predicted model, not a curated record